UCCCUCCAUUGCACAACCAAAUCAUAUCAAAAUGACUGUCAAACCCGGUGACUCCUUCCCCAACGACGUUGUUUUCCAGUACGUCCCCUGGACGGAGGAAAACAGCGGCGUCCAGGCAUGUGGCAUCCCGAUCAACUACAAUGCCUCCAAGGAAUGGGCCGAUAAGAAGGUCGUGCUGUUCUCUGUUCCUGGCGCGUUCACCCCUACCUGCUCGGUCAACCACCUCCCCGGCUACAUCCAGAACCUGCCGCAGCUGCGCGAGAAAGGCGUCCAGAUCGUGGCCGUCCUCGCCUCCAACGACCCCUUCGUCAUGAGCGCCUGGGGCAAGGCCAACCAGGUCCGCGGCGACGAUAUCCUCUUCCUGACUGAUCCGGAAGCUCGCUUCUCGUCCUCGUUGGGAUGGGCCAAUGCGGGCCGCACCGGCCGGUACGCCAUUAUCAUCGACCAUGGGAAGGUCACUUAUGCCGAUAUCGAGACGAAGAAGGGCGCUGUUGAGGUGUCGGGGGUGGAUUCCGUGCUGGCCCAUCUGUAAUUUAUCUGUCUCUGUCUUCUGUCUCCAUCUUAGGUAGUUCGCCUGACUGGACUCAAUAAAAACUGCCAGACUUGGAUAUGGACUGUUUGUUGACGCUGUAUAAAUCGUGUCUGAAGCCGAUAUUUGUAAUCAUGUGCAUAUUGGGAUGUUAUGCACAGGCGGUGAAGCCAUAGUGGGGAAAUG
This is a messenger RNA of Aspergillus campestris IBT 28561, 715 nucleotides long. RefSeq names its product peroxiredoxin family protein. NCBI's taxonomy places the organism in Eukaryota, Fungi, Ascomycota, Eurotiomycetes, Eurotiales, Aspergillaceae. Gene Ontology annotation, cellular component: peroxisome; cytoplasm; mitochondrion. The record is from RefSeq and is a predicted model, not a curated record. Gene Ontology annotation, molecular function: thioredoxin peroxidase activity. Gene Ontology annotation, biological process: cellular response to oxidative stress; cell redox homeostasis; hydrogen peroxide catabolic process. Bases 32 to 532 code for a protein of 166 amino acids. The transcript has 2 exons.